Sinocyclocheilus anshuiensis is the source of this 1218-nucleotide messenger RNA. RefSeq names its product gap junction delta-4 protein-like. NCBI's taxonomy places the organism in Eukaryota, Metazoa, Chordata, Actinopteri, Cypriniformes, Cyprinidae. Gene Ontology annotation, molecular function: gap junction channel activity. The coding region runs from base 1 to 1218 and encodes 405 amino acids. Gene Ontology annotation, biological process: cell-cell signaling. The transcript has 2 exons. The record is from RefSeq and is a predicted model, not a curated record. Gene Ontology annotation, cellular component: connexin complex.
AUGCCUUUGGUGGGGAAAGCAUGGCUCGUCCUGGUGGUAUUCCUUAGAAUCCUGGUCUUGCCGUUUGCUGGUUAUCCCCUCUUCCAGGAUGAGCAGGAAAGAUUUGUGUGUAACACCAUUCAGCCUGGUUGUGCCAACGUGUGCUACGACAUGUUUGCCCCUCUUUCCCUUGUCCGAUUCUGGCUGGUGCAGCUCACCACCCUUUGCCUUCCCUAUGCGAUGUUUGUCAUCUAUGUGAUCCACAAAGUGAGUUCUGGUCUACCUGCUGACAGCGGGACUUCCGAGUCCAUAAAUGCAGACUCCAUCUAUAAGAUCCAUCAAGAAUCGUUCAGGAAAGCAUCUCUUUGUAAGACUGUCGUGAAGGCUGAGAAAGGGCGGAUGCAGUGCUUCACAGGAGCCUACAUCUUGCAUCUGUUGCUGCAGAUAUUUGUAGAAGCUGGAUUUGGAGCUGCACAUUAUUACUUGUUUGGCUUCCACAUCCCCAAACGCUUCAUGUGUCAGCAGCCACCUUGCACAACAAUGGUGGACUGCUACAUCUCUAGGCCCACUGAGAAAACCAUCAUGCUGAACUUUAUGUUGGGGGCAGCCGCUUUGUCCUUGCUGCUAAACGUGUGCGACCUAAUCUGUGCCAUCAAGCGCUCCAUGAGGCAAAAAAGCAAAGGAGAGAUGCUAGUAGAGAGGAUGUACGCAGAGGAGCAGUAUUACUUGUCAGGGAACGGGAAUCAAGGUGUGGACACCAGUAUCCAGCCGACUCAAGAUGUGAUGGGACCGGGAGGGUUCCGCAAAAGAGGGACCAGAAACUCAAGUGGCAAUGAAGCUGCUUCCGUUCUUUUGGACGAUGACCCUCCACAACCUUCACCUCUUGCAGGAAUGCCUACAAUUGCUGGAAUGCCUGGUUCCAACAACAAUGACGACAGCAGCAGCUACCAACCCACCCAAGAAGAAGGGAUGGUAAAAGAGGGCAGUGAAGUGGCACUGUACCCCAGUGAGCCUUUGGGGACUCCUAGAUCCGUCCGAGUUAGCAAACGCAGUCGUCUCAAACCUCCACCACCUCCACGAAGGGACAAACUAGCUCCUCAAGGUGCAAUUGAUGUCUCGGGGGCAACAGCAGUGUGCACUAGAAGAGCAGGACAAUAUACUCUGGUAGAAAUUACCACCGGUGAGGACGUACCAACUUGCAAUGGAGAUGGACAAGAAAAGAGGUCGGAAUGGGUUUGA